Molecule: messenger RNA, 1401 nt
Organism: Verticillium nonalfalfae
Lineage: Eukaryota; Fungi; Ascomycota; Sordariomycetes; Glomerellales; Plectosphaerellaceae
Exons: 3
Coding region: 1-1401 (466 amino acids)
Source: RefSeq, a predicted model, not a curated record
AUGUCUCGCUCUCAAAGUCCCAAGUCUGGACCAGCCAUGUUACCGCCGCAUGACACCUAUACAAAAGCGUCCCCCAAGAGCUCGAGCAAGGGAUCACAGAUAUGUACAGACGACGAAGGCCCUGAAGAACCUGAAGUUAAAUUCGAAGACAGCCCACCCUCGAGGCCAUCCAACGCCCGUCCCGAGGCCGUCAUCAUUGGUAUCAAGGAAAGAGCCGAUGUCUGCAUCAUCGUCGGUGAAGGCGACGCCACACGUUCUUUCGAGUUCAACGCCGGCGUGCUUGCUUCGACUUCGGCAGAGUGGGACAAGAUCCUGCCAGGUCCCGCCACGGCUGGCAAGCCCUGCCUUGUGCUCCCUGCGAUCGAUCCCGCCGCCAUGAAGGUGCUUUUGCACGCUUGCCACUUCGAAUACGAACAUGUCCCCGGGACGGCCUCUCCGAAUCUUCUCUACCAGAUUGCGAGCACUUUAAGCUCUUUUGAGAUGGGCCCCGUGGUUGCCAUGUUUGCACCCGCCUGGCUGGAUAGCAUCCGUGAUACGAUCCAUUCGCCACAGGAUGAGCCUCGCGAGCGGCAAGCGGCAGUUUCUCCAAGGAAGCGCAAACGCUCGCGCCGCGAGUUGGAGGCAGUUGCGGAGGUAGGUGGCCCUUCUCAUGGGAAUGAAACCUUCGAUGGCGUUUCUGAGGACAUGUUUCCAUCUGCUCGUUUGGCACAAACACAAUCACAGGCUUUGAAGCUUGAGCACGAAGGCGUCAGUCUUUACGCUGCAGAACGUCACGACCACGGCGCUGGAGAAUCAUUGACAGUCAUGAGCAUCGUCCCAGACAGCGAUCGUGUGAUCCUCAUCUCCUGGGAGCUCGGUGAUAAGCAGCUUUUUCUCUGCGCAGCAAGGACCCUCAUCAAUGACUCUGGUCUUGGCAAUUACGGAGAAGUCGUCGGUCCCUCUGAUUUAGUUCUCACGAAUCACAGAUACAACGGACGGAUGAUGGGCAUGAUCGACAGGAUCAUACGGAUGCGAGCCGAUAUUGUUGCAAUGGUCUUCAAACUCCUUUUGGAGAUGCAGAGCAAGCUUUGCCACAGCUUGAGCUGCACAGUGCAAGGCUGCAACACGGAGAGACAAGAAAACUGCGCCAGAGUCAUUCUCGGCGCUUUCGUUCAGUUCCUUCUUCAAAACCCCGACCUCAACUGUCUUGACAGGCCAGCCGCAUACAAGGGUACCGUGCGGGACCUUGUCCACAGACUUCAGUACGGGGCCUCGGUACGUGUUCGCGCCAGACAUGCAAACUGCAAUGCCUUUGCCGAGGCGGUGGCGCGGAUCACGGACUAUCACCUCGACGUGAUGCGAAGUGUGAGACUUUCCGCAGACCAGGUUACGCACAUGGGUUUGCGAUCGGCGACAAUAUAA